AUGGCUCUUGAACAGUCCUUGUUCCUCGACAGCGCCAUCCGCGACUGGGUGUUGAUCCCCAUCCUGGUGGUCAUGAUCCUGGUGGGUGUGCUACGACACAAUGUCAUCACGCUCCUCAAUUCGCCGCCCAAGAGCAUCUCGGCCCCCGCGCUUCGAGAGCAACGAGUUAUGGCGAGAGCGGCCGCUUUGCGUCAAAACUACUUUCAGCUUCCGCCCAGCUCGUUCGCAUCUCGCAAAGCUUUCCUCACAGAAGCGCUUUCGAACGGAAAGUAUCUGCAACCCAAGGAUAAGGACGAGAAGGAAGGACCCAAGAACCCGUUUGAAGCGACUGGCGGUAUGGACGCCAUGAUGGAACCCAUGAAGAAGCAGAUGGUCAUGAUGAUCCCUCAAACCGUCAUUAUGGGCUGGAUCAACUUUUUCUUCUCUGGCUUCGUACUGCUUAAGUUGCCCUUCCCUCUGACGGUGCGAUUCAAGGUGAUGCUGCAGCGAGACAUCCCGACUCCGGAUCUCGACGUCACCUGGGUCUCGGCUCUCAGUUGGUACUUUUUGACCCUCUUUGGACUCAACGCCGUCUACCGACUUGUUUUGGGCGACGACAAUGCUGCCGAUGGAACGCGCGAUAUGGCUGCCAUGUCCGGUGCUGCUGCUCCCAUGCAAGGUAUGAACCCAGCAGCGCCUGGUCAGGCACCCGACUUUGAAAAGCUUCACCACGCCGAACGCGACAAUCUCGAGCUCGUCGGUUUGGAAGACUCGAGCGUACGAUGGAUCGGCGACGGCAUCGAAGAUCGAGUCCUCGCUCUCUACGCAUGA
Pseudozyma hubeiensis SY62 is the source of this 810-nucleotide messenger RNA. RefSeq lists its product as hypothetical. The record is from RefSeq and is a predicted model, not a curated record. Gene Ontology annotation, cellular component: EMC complex; membrane. The coding region runs from base 1 to 810 and encodes 269 amino acids. The transcript has a single exon. Lineage: Eukaryota; Fungi; Basidiomycota; Ustilaginomycetes; Ustilaginales; Ustilaginaceae. Gene Ontology annotation, biological process: protein folding in endoplasmic reticulum.